Molecule: messenger RNA, 1207 nt
Organism: Panicum virgatum (switchgrass)
Lineage: Eukaryota; Viridiplantae; Streptophyta; Magnoliopsida; Poales; Poaceae
Product: homeobox protein SIX3-like
Exons: 7
Coding region: 147-911 (254 amino acids)
Source: RefSeq, a predicted model, not a curated record
UUCCCCCAUAUCCACUCGUCGCGCAAACGAAGAGAGCGUCUCUCCCGGUCUCCCCCCUCCCCCACCAGCACCAACGAAACACUCGGGCCGGAGCAGCAACUUCUCGAAGUCAGCAACGAAACAAUUCCCGCUCCAAUUCUGGGGGCAUGGGCUCCAACGGCCACCCGCUGGCGGCGAGCGUCGCCGCGCAGAACGGGUCCCACUCUGGCGGCGGCGGCGGCGGAGGGGGAGGAGGGGGAGGUGGAGGGGGCGCGAACCCUAGCAACGGCGGCACGGCGGCGGCGCUCCGGCACGACCCUGGCCUGGCUUGGGAGUGGUCGCCGGAGGAGCAGGCCACCCUCGACGAGCUGCUCGCCAAGUAUGCAUCUGAUGCGCCUGUCAUCCGUUAUGCAAAGAUAGCCAUGAAAUUGCCAGAGAAAACAGUUCGGGAUGUAGCCUUGCGCUGCAGAUGGAUGAAUAAAAAAGAGAGUGGCAAAAGAAGGAAAGAGGACCACAACUCGUCUAAGAAAAGCAAGGACAAAAAGGAGAAGGUUUCAGAUUCUUCAUCCAAAACACCUGUACACAUGGCCGGUAGGCCUAACGUUCCUCCAUACCCUCUUCCAGUUCUUCCCAUGGACGAUGACGAAAUCUCAGCCAAAGCUAUUGGAGGCCCAACAGGAGAAAUCUUUGAGACUAAUGCGCAGGUUUUGAGUCAAAUCUCGACAAAUCUUAGCAAUAUGCAGGUAUCCUUUUCUUUCAAGAUACAAGACAACAUCACACUGUUGUGCCAAACGCGGGAUAACAUACUCAGGGUCUUGAAAGAGAUAAAUGAUGCUCCAGAGAUCAUGAAGCAGAUGCCGCCGCUACCCGUGAAGAUAAACGAGGACCUCGUCAACUCAAUCCUCCCCAGGCCGACUGUACCUAUGCAGUAGCAAUAGCGAAACAAAUGUAUCAUCUGUAGUCCCAGGAGUUGUUUAGAUAGCAAUAGCUGAAAUAAAAAUACCAGCCCUGGUGCUUGUUCGUCCCCUCUGUAGCUCCAUCCUCUCACCUCCUGCUUCCUUCUGUCUGUUCAGUCUGGAUGCUGAUCUCCCAACAGUCCUGAAGUCAGGCGGUUGGAACGUGUACCAAGGGCUGCUUCUAUACAGCAGUAUCAGGUUCCGACUCUGGCAUGUUUUGUAAUCUAUAGCUGUUUCGUAAUGUCAUGGAACCAGAGUAGCCUUUAGCUUGA